Molecule: messenger RNA, 5018 nt
Organism: Myripristis murdjan (pinecone soldierfish)
Lineage: Eukaryota; Metazoa; Chordata; Actinopteri; Holocentriformes; Holocentridae
Gene: ap3b1a
Product: adaptor related protein complex 3 subunit beta 1a
Exons: 27
Coding region: 173-3454 (1093 amino acids)
Biological process (GO): intracellular protein transport; vesicle-mediated transport
Cellular component (GO): clathrin adaptor complex; AP-3 adaptor complex; membrane coat
Source: RefSeq, a predicted model, not a curated record
AAAAAAAAAAGUUGGUUGAAAUCUCGGGGAAGUUUUGCUUGGUAGUCAUUUUUUUUACAGAAUUAGUUACAUUAAUACUUUUUGAAGUUGUUUUUUUCAAAGCCGGGAGAGGGUCAGAGGCAAGCGGGUACCGUAUAAGUUUGUUUAUCGUGCAUUUGUGAAUUUUUUGAGCAUGUCGACGAACACCUUGUACAAUGACCAAGGAGGAGCGGAGGCUGCCGUGGAAGUGGGACAGGAGAGCACACCGACCUCCUCCGGCACCGCGGCUGGCUUCGGACUCUUCAGCACCGACUUUAAAAAGAAUGAAGACCUCAAAGAGAUGCUGGAGAGCAGCAAGGAAUCACUCAAACUGGAGGCCAUGAAGAGGAUUGUUGGGCUGAUUGCCAAGGGGAAAAAUGCAUCUGAGUUGUUUCCUGCUGUUGUGAAGAAUGUUGCGAGCAAGAACAUCGAGCUUAAGAAGCUUGUAUACGUGUACCUGGUGAGGUAUGCGGAGGAGCAGCAGGACCUGGCAUUACUGUCCAUUAGCACCUUCCAGAGGGCACUCAAGGACCCAAACCAGCUUAUCCGAGCCAGUGCACUGAGGGUUUUGUCCAGUAUCCGUGUCCCCAUAAUUGUCCCCAUAAUGAUGUUGGCCAUCAAAGAGGCUGCAACUGACCUGUCCCCCUAUGUCAGGAAGACUUCUGCUCAUGCUAUCCAGAAGCUCUACAGCCUGGAUCCGGAGCAGAAGGAACAGCUGAUUGAGGUGAUUGAGAAACUGCUGAAAGACAAAAGCACUCUGGUGGCGGGCAGCGUGGUGAUGGCCUUUGAGGAAGUGUGUCCAGAUCGUAUAGAUCUGAUCCAUAAGAACUACCGAAAGCUGUGCAACCUGCUGGUGGAUGUGGAGGAGUGGGGCCAGGUGGUCAUCAUCUCCAUGUUGACCCGCUACGCCCGGACACAGUUCACCAGCCCCUGGAAGGAGGGAGCCACUUUUGACGAGAACAACGAAAAGGCGUUCUAUGACUCCGAAGAAGAGAAGAAAGACCAGGUGGAGGCCAAGCCCUACGUUAUGGACCCCGACCACAGACUGCUGCUCAGGAACACCAAGCCUCUACUUCAGAGCAGAAACACGGCUGUGGUGAUGUCUGUAGCUCAGCUCUACUGGCAUCUGGCCCCUAAACAUGAAGUCAGUGUUGUCACAAAGUCACUGGUUCGACUACUAAGAAGCCACAGGGAGGUGCAGUACAUAGUGCUUCAGAAUAUCGCCACAAUGUCCAUUCAGAGGAAGGGAAUGUUUGAACCUUAUAUGAAGAGUUUCUAUGUGAGAUCCACAGAUGCCACACAUAUCAAAACACUGAAGCUUGAGAUCUUGACCAACCUGGCCAAUGAAGCCAACAUCUCAACCAUCCUGAGGGAAUUUCAGACCUAUGUAAAGAGUCAGGACAAGGCUUUUGCGGCAGCCACCAUUCAGGCCAUCGGCAGGUGUGCCACCAACAUCUCUGAGGUGACAGACACCUGUCUCAAUGGCCUGGUGCUGCUGCUCUCCAACAGAGAUGAGACUGUGGUGGCUGAAAGUGUUGUAGUAAUCAAGAAGUUGCUCCAGAUGCAGCCCACCCAGCACUGUGAGAUCAUCAAACACAUGGCCAAACUCUUCGACAACAUCACAGUUUCCAUGGCCCGAGCCAGCAUCCUGUGGCUGAUAGGGGAGUACUGUGAGAGGGUGCCAAAGAUCGCGCCUGAUGUGCUCCGUAAGAUGGCCAAGAGUUUCACAGCAGAGGAGGACAUUGUCAAGCUGCAGACGGUCAACCUGGCAGCCAAACUCUACCUGACCAACUCCAAGCAGACCAAGCUGUUGACUCAGUACAUCCUGAAUCUCGGCAAAUACGACCAGAACUACGAUAUCAGAGACCGAACACGCUUUAUAAGACAGCUGAUUGUGCCCAAUGAGAAGAGCGGCGCCCUCAGCAAGUAUGCCCGACGUAUCCUACUGGCCCCCAAACCAGCCCCAGUCCUUGAGUCUGCUUUCAAAGAUCGAGAUCGUUUUCAGCUAGGCACCCUCUCCCACAGUCUCAAUAUUAAAGCCACUGGAUACCUGGAGCUUUCAGACUGGCCAGCUGUUGCCCCCGACCAAUCUGUGAGGAACGUGGAGGUCAUUGAGCCGGUGAAGGAGUGGGCACCAUCAGUCGGAAAGGCCAAGCCACCCAAGCAGGAUGACAAGUUCUACUCUGACUCUGGCGAGGAUGACCAUGAGGAAGAGGAGGGAGAGGAAGGAUCUGAAAGCAGCAGUAGUGAAGACAGCAGCAGCAGCAGCAGCGACAGCAGCAGCAGUGAAGAGUCAGGCAGUGAGGAUGAGAGUGAUGAGAAGAGCAGUGAAGAGUCAGACAAGAGCUCCAGUGAAUCAGAAUCAGAACAAAAAAAGAAGAAAAAGACCAAGAAGGCGCCACAGAAGAAGGCCAAGCCAACUACUGUUGACAGUGACUCUGAUGAAAAUGGUAAUGGUCCUGUCGCCCGAACCAGCAGCUCAUCAGCAGAGAGCUCUUCUGAGUCAGAGUCAGAGUCUGAAGACGAUUCUGAUUCAGAUUCACAGCAGAGGAACAGAGGCAGCAAGUCCAAACCCAAGGUGGAAGUGAAGGCCAAGAAGGAAGUAUCUCUGCUGGAUCUAGAUGACUUUUCUCCCGCACCCUUGAAGGCACCAAAGUCUUCCAUCCUCUCUCCCAGCUUGCUGUCUGACCUGGAAGGCCUUUCUCUCUCCACCGUCUCUUCCACCAUGCAGGUGAACAUCCCAACAUUCGGUCCUGUGAAGAGCCAUGAGCUGCUUCACCACAUGACGGGGAAGGGUCUGUCGGCUCGGUACCAUUUCCCCCGGCAGCCCUGUUUGUACCAGCCCAAUAUGGUGGCUGUUCAGGUCACACUGACCAACGGCUCUGACCACAGCCUGGAGGAGAUCCACAUAGGAGACAGGAGCCCUGCCAGCCUUAACCUCCACUGCUUCAACACCAUCGAGCGGCUGGAGCCAGAGGCCUCGGUGACUGUUUCCAUGGGUAUUGACUUCAGCGACUCGACACAAGCAGCCAACUUCCAGUUGUGCACAAAGGAUGAUCAGUUCAGUGUGUCCAUCCAGCCUGCCGUAGGAGAGCUGUUAAUGCCCUCUUCCAUGACAGAGCAGGACUUCUGCAAAGAGCAAGGUAAAUUGCUUGGCAUGAAUGAAACCUCAGCAACCAUCACCUUGGCAGCAGAAAACAGCUCCAGCCAGUCCCUCAGUAAGCAGGUCCUGUCUGUGGCCAACGUUGGAGUGGUUUCCUCCAGUGAAAACAACAUCCACAGGUUUGCGGGGCGGACGGUCAGCAGCGGAGCCCUUGUGUUGGUGACCGCAGAGUCGAGGGAGUCCUCCACCGCCCUGCUUACCAUCAACACAGACAAGAGCAUCAUGGCCUCCAUGUUGCUGCGAGACCUCAAACAAGCCCUGGCCCAGGCGUAGAGUGCCCACUAACCCCCUUGCAAGCCAUCUAGCACACAACACUGCACUACAACAUACAGAAAGGGGGAACACCACUCAGUUAAAGAAUUUGCAGAUUUUAUUCCUGUGAUCUAAGGAUAAUCCGGACAGUAUUUGUAAUAAUUUUAGACCUCCACCUAAAAGCUACAACCUGUUGAAUGGGGGUUUAAACUUGUGUCGUCAUCAUUGGUAAAGGCUAUGGCUGCUACACAAAACCAGUUGGAGAUUUUGGAUAUACUAAGAACUGAGGACAUUUAUUUAUUCAUUCACUGUGGAACAGCUUUGCACUUUAUACCAUACUUUAUAACAUCACACCUUUGACGCUUAUUUUUAUGGUCUGUGGCUUCAAAAAGGAUAGGAUUGUCCUGUGUCAUAGGAAUAACAUCAAAUUCUUGAAUGGCGUGGUGUUUCCCCUUUAAACACACACACACACACACACAAAUGUCAUACAUUUUACAAAAUGUGAACGUGCCUUCAGUGUGUUUAACGAUCGCGUUCUCUUCAUGCCACCCCCCGGGCUCAACACCUACAGUUAAACAUGUCACAAUAAUGUUCAGAAAUCUGGCCAGUCGUGAGUAGUCGACAUGUUAAAGGAUCAUACCAGUGAUUUUGCAUGUUUAGUGUAAAAUCUACAAAAUGUAUAGACUUCACGUUUCUGUUCAUCUUUUCCCAAAGCAAGCAGUCGUAUUUUAGACCUCCGCUGUAAUUUUUUCUACCCUUUAUCCAGCUAUUUGUUUCCAUUCAUUCCACUAUGAUAUGAAAAUGAACUUUCAGAGACUUCAAACUUUCUUCACACCAGCAUUCUCUCACUGUAGUAAAGUCAUCCACAUUUGUUUUUCCUAAAAGCAGCAGCACUGUUGUGUUUUGACGACUUGAAAUUGGGUGUAGUGAAACAGGCCCUCCGCUGGGAAAUACUCCCCGGGGAAACAUUGUAAUGUAAAAUGGGAAAAUUGUAGUAAAUGCACCAAACAUUCAAAAUCACUGGCAUGGUCCUUUAAAACAUGUAUUUAAUACGCACUAAUGGUAGUGCACGAAUUUUGAGAGAGAGAGGCCAGUGCACCAAUAACACACACAUUUCCACAGACGGAUUCCUCUGCCACUUUGUUCAAGUUGAGGUACAACACUAAAAGAAAUGGAGCAUCGAUGUGUCAUUGUAUUCCUUUGGCACCUGUGCCCACGCCAACUGAACCUGUACCCACAUUGACUGAAGCUGUUCUUCAGUGCCAAGAAGAGGAACGUUAAAGACUUUUCUCAGCCCUUUAGAGCGGUCCACAUACUGCCAUCGGGUUAGGAGCCGUAGGGACUCGGUAAUGCCAAACGUUACUGUCACCUUCCCUCAUGUCGUUUCACAUUAUUGCUUUUACUGUUGUUUUUCCUUUAUUUUUCAUUCCAUAGGCUAUACUGUCCCAAAGUCACAUUUGUAAAGUGCCUUUUAAAGUGGAUCAAAUGUUAUUUAGAAUGCCAAACAUAUAGACUUCAGUCAACCAGAUCUUUUAUCUAUCGCUUUUGCUGAAAAAAAAUAAAAACUGAUGAUCAAAACAACAAA